AAACUCCACCCUUUCCUUCCGGGAGGAAAGCAAAGUCCUAGUGCUGUGACAGGCCCCACAUCUCUCCUCCCACUCGGGAUCCACAUGACGUUUGGCUUAGAGGGUUGUGCACUCACACUAAGCCACAGUCCGCCUAGCAGUCCGCGAGACCAGGCCAGGGAAGUGAGCCACACUUAGGCCCCUGCCACAGCGCCAUGGAGCAAGGUCAGGACAUCUUCCGCCUGCCACUCGAGUAUGUGAAAGGGGUCCCUCUCAUCAAGCACUUUGCAGAUGCACUAGGGCCACUGCAGAGCUUCCAGGCCAGGCCCGAUGACCUGCUCAUCAGCACCUACCCCAAAUCCGGCACCACAUGGGUGUGCGAGAUCCUGGACAUGAUCUACCAUGAUGGCGAUAUGGAAAAGUGCCAGCGGGCCCCCAUCUUCAUCCGGGUGCCUUUCCUGGAGUUCAGUGUCCCAGGGCUUCCCUCAGGUUUGGAGUCUCUGAAGGAUACACCAGCCCCACGGCUCCUCAAGACGCACUUGCCCCUGGCCCUGCUCCCCCAAACCCUGCUGGAUCAGAAGGUCAAGGUGAUCUACGUUGCCCGCAAUGCCAAAGAUGUGGCCGUCUCCUAUUAUCACUUCUACCACAUGGCCAGAGUGCACCCAGAUCCUGGCACCUGGGACAGCUUCCUGGAGAAGUUCAUGGCUGGGGAAGUGUCCUACGGGCCCUGGUACCAGCAUGUGCAGGAGUGGUGGGAGCUGAGAAACACCCAUCCCAUUCUCUACCUAUUCUACGAGGACAUGAAGGAGAACCCCAAGAGGGAGAUAUGGAAGAUCUUGAAGUUUGUGGGGCGCUCCCUGCCUGAAGAGACCAUAGAUCGCAUCAUCCAGUACACAUCUUUCAAGGAAAUGAAGGAGAACCCCAUGGCUAAUUACAGCACUUUGUCCCGUGACUUCAUGGACCAUGAGGUUUCUGCCUUCAUGAGGAAAGGCAUCACAGGGGACUGGAAAAGCACCUUCACUGUGGCCCAGAACGAGCGCUUUGAUGCCUACUAUGCUGAGAAGAUGGCACGCUCAAGCCUCAAGUUCCGUGCCCAGCUGUGAGAGGCGUUCCUAAGGGAGUGGUGUCAGCCCAGCCUGAUGUGGCCUCAAGAAUAAAAUGAUUUGUAUGAAAUGGAGCGCUUCUGCUGGAAGCAGACAGAGA
Choloepus didactylus (southern two-toed sloth) is the source of this 1182-nucleotide messenger RNA. RefSeq names its product sulfotransferase 1A1-like. The transcript is spliced from 8 exons. Gene Ontology annotation, biological process: sulfation. The record is from RefSeq and is a predicted model, not a curated record. Gene Ontology annotation, cellular component: cytoplasm. Gene Ontology annotation, molecular function: sulfotransferase activity. NCBI's taxonomy places the organism in Eukaryota, Metazoa, Chordata, Mammalia, Pilosa, Megalonychidae. Bases 195 to 1082 code for a protein of 295 amino acids.